GCGCGAGCGGCACACAUCAUCAGGAAGGGAGGCAAGAAACUGGAGGCGCUCGGGUCGACCGGGCCAUUGUACAACAGUAAAACAAUAGAAUCUGCAACACCAGUGACGUAUCCGCGUGCGCAAGCGCCGUGUCAUCGCGAAAAGUCGCAAAUUUAAUAACAAAAAAUAAAUGUCAUUGCAAAUAAAGAGAGAGUGCUUGAUUUACUUCUCUCUAAUGAACAAUAAAUAGUUCUAAAAGUGCACUCGAUAGACUCCACUUGCUCGUUCAUUGAUUCGCGUUUGAUGUGAUGUGUGUGUGCGAUUAUAUAAAUAAAUUAUUUUUCUUUUAUUUUUCCAUCGCGCAAAGAACGGACUAUAAUCUCGAAAAAGUGCCAUAAUCAGGAUUAAUAUCAAUAUAUUGUAAAAAAAAUUACCAAAUCUCUCUUGUGCAUUUUCGAGUGUGUCUAAUAAAUGGCACUUUGUAUAAAGGUCAAGAGAGAAUAUUAACUUUUAUAAUAUAUAUUCGAAGCAAUAAUUUAAAAAAGAUUAUAUUCAUCACAAAUAAACUAUCUACGACGUUGGUGUGGACGAGGUUGACAAAAUUUCAUCGAACCAGUGUUCAAAUAUCACUGACGUUUCGCGCGCAAUUUUCAUACAUUGACGUGAAGUUUGACGCAUAUCGAGGACACGGCAGGGUCUCACCCUAUUGAGAGAAAGAGAGAGAGCGUACACUUAAAUGAGAGCUGAGAGCUCACGUGCGAGACUCCCCACUCUACUUUUGCCACGUUUAUGAUGCACUUUACUUGUGCGCGAUAUGGCAGCAAUAACUCUGUAUACGUUGUUGCUGCAAACUUAGUCAUUCUUCGGUCGUUGGCCGUGUGGGUAGGCCCUUAUACCGCCGACUCUGCCAGCAUAUCCAAUCAGGAAGAGGGAUUUGUCUGUUAGACACUUGCUUUAACACCUCAUGUGCAAGAUUGUCAACGAUUCGGCUAGCUUUACUUGAAGGAUAUUUUAUUUAUUUAUUUUUUUUUAUUUAAGUCAAGCUUACAUUCCAUAUUAAACUACAAUCAUUCGUUGUCGUCCUCAAACAACUGCAAACGUGUCUGAAUGUGUUUUUGCGCAAACCUAUUUGAAGCCUAUUUUUGAGAUCAAUUCAAGGUCUUUAGCAUUUAACAACAACUACUUCUGACUGGCAAAUGUAGACCUUCAAUGAUUAGCAAAAGCUAUUAAACUAUAAAAGAAGAUUAAGCUACAAUCGUCCUCGAACAGGUGUCUGGACGUGUUUUUACACAAAAACCUACUUGAAGUCUAUUUUUGAGAUCAGUUCAAGGUCUUUAAUACCUGACAACAAGUACUUCUGGCCGAUAAAGGCUAUAUUAAACCAUAGAAGAAGAAGAUUAAGCUACAAUUGUCCUCGAACAGAUGUCUGGACGUGUUUUUGCGCAAAAACCUUCUAUUUGAAACCUAUUUUUGAGAUCAGUUCAAGGUCUUUAAUAUCUAACAACAAGUACUUCUGGCCGGCAAAUAUAGACCUUUAAAGGUUAUUAAACCUUUAAAGGUUAUUAAACCUUAGAAGAUUAAGUUACAAUCGAACCCCGAGUAGCAAACUGACGAUUAAACAAAAUAAUAUCGUUCGCUACCUGAGUCUAUAAAGAAAUUUCCAAAGCGUGGGAUUCGAAAUCGCGAAGUUCUCUGGCACGUAUAUGGAAAUUUGAAUUUUCGCGCGCGAUCGUCGUUUGUCGGAGGGUUGGCAGGACUGUUCGGAAAAUUCAGAAGUGAACAGGUGUUUUUUGAACCGGAUUAGGGAGAGUAUAGGCGACCGAGGGAGAGAGAGGACGCGAUGCUUCGCGGAUGGUGAACGAUUGCCGGCCGUUCCGGAUGAUCGAUCGCCCCCGAGGAUGAUGCACCAGGGUACGCGGUCGCUCUUGGAAUCCAGACGAAAAUGAGGAGUUAAUAACUAUUUUCAUGGUGUAUGUGUCUAAUUUCUCUUCAACUCUUGAUCUGGUUGUACAUACAAUGUCAUUCCCUAUUGCACUGUUCCCACGAGAUAGUGGUAAAAAAAUCGGAAAGCUAUUCUUGAAGAAGAUGAAGAUAUAACAGUGCCAACUUCGGCGGCAGCUUCAUUAUCAUCUCCCUGUUCGCGCACCGAGGCCUGAAGUUUUAAAUAUGCCACAUCAGUUUGGACUGCCAACAAUGGCGCACAGUAUGCAAUCCCCGCCCUCACCGACCUCAGUCAUGUCCGUCUAUCCUCGAUUCGGCACCGGCAUCUACAGACCCGAUCAGCAGGACCAGCGAUUGACUCGCGAGGCGAUGGAACGCUACCUGCGCGACCGUAGCGACAUGAUGAUCGUGAUCCUACACGCCAAGGUCGCGCAAAAGUCGUACGGCAACGAAAAGCGAUUCUUCUGCCCGCCGCCGUGCAUCUACCUCUUCGGCGACGGCUGGAGAAUGCGGCAGGAGCAGAUGGUGCGCGAGGGUGAGAGCGACCAGAACGUCCAGUUGUGCGCCUUCAUCGGGAUCGGGAAUUCGGAACAAGACAUGCAGCAGCUGGACCUGAACAACGGCAAGCAGUACUGUGCGGCGAAGACCCUCUACAUCUCGGACUCGGACAAGCGCAAGCACUUUAUGCUCUCCGUCAAGAUGUUUUACGGCAGCGGUCACGACAUUGGUGUGUUCCUGAGCAAGCGCAUCAAGGUGAUCUCGAAGCCAUCCAAGAAGAAACAGUCCUUGAAGAACGCGGACCUGUGCAUCGCCAGCGGCACGAAGGUGGCGCUCUUCAAUCGCCUGCGCUCGCAGACGGUCAGCACGCGUUACCUUCACGUGGAGAACGGCAACUUCCACGCGAGCUCGACGCAAUGGGGCGCGUUCACGAUUCACCUCCUGGACGACAACGAGAGCGAGUCGGAGGAAUUUCAAGUGCGGGACGGUUACGUCCACUACGGUAGCACCGUGAAGCUAGUGUGCUCGGUUACGGGAAUGGCGCUGCCUAGACUGGUGAUUCGCAAGGUGGACAAGCAGAUGGCGAGCUUGGAAGCCGACGAUCCCGUCUCGCAACUGCACAAAUGUGCUUUCUACAUGAAGGACACGGAUCACAUGUACCUCUGCCUGUCCCAGGAUCGUAUAAUACAAUUCCAGGCUACGCCCUGCCCGAAGGAGGCGAAUAAAGAGAUGAUUAACGACGGCGCCUGCUGGACGAUCAUUAGCACGGACAAGGCCGAGUAUCAAUUCUUCGAAGGCAUGGGUCCGGUAAGGUCGCCAGUGACGCCGGUACCCCUGGUCCACAGUCUCCACCUGAACGGCGGGGGCGACGUGGCGAUGCUCGAGCUUACGGGCGACAAUUUCACCCCAAAUCUGCAGGUUUGGUUCGGCGACGUCGAGGCCGAGACCAUGUACAGAUGUCAGGAGAGCAUGCUCUGCGUGGUGCCUGACAUCUCGCUGUUUCGUGGCGAAUGGCUUUGGGUGCGCCAGCCGACCCAGGUCCCCGUGUCCCUCGUGCGCAACGAUGGCAUCAUCUACGCCACCGGUUUGACCUUCACGUACACUCCCGAACCCGGACCGCGUCCGCAUUGUCCACCCGCCGAUGAGAUCAUGCGAGCGCCACGUACCAUGCACAAUCAGGCUAGUAUACCAACCGCCGCGAUGUCCGUGGCCGAUGUACCUUGGAACACCCAUCCUGGACAACCCCCGCAGUCAGGUCUCUGAUACCUUCUCGAUACUCGUCAGAACGCGAACCAAAAUUUAUUGCGAUGCGGCGGUGAUCUGGGCGCCGCGACACCACGCGUGGUGCCACCUCCCGAUGACGACAAUGAGGAUGACGAUGAUGAUGAGAUGAUGAUGAUGAUGAUGAUGAUGAUGAUGAUGAUGAUGACGAUGACGAUGACGAUGACGGGAAUCGGAGUGACGGUGACGAGUGCUCGUAUCUGGCGAAGGAUUUGUUACUCGAGAUGGAUAACAGUGUGGCGAACCUGGACAAUAUGAAGACGUAGCGUUUUGCUCAUCCGAUUUCGCGUCCUAAGAUUUGUCCCUUAGGCUUAAACUCGUAAUUUGUUAAUAAAGAUUUACAGAGAUAAUAAUUUA
This is a messenger RNA of Nylanderia fulva, 4056 nucleotides long. It is a transcript of the gene Su(H), whose product is annotated as recombining binding protein suppressor of hairless. Gene Ontology annotation, molecular function: DNA-binding transcription activator activity, RNA polymerase II-specific; RNA polymerase II cis-regulatory region sequence-specific DNA binding. The record is from RefSeq and is a predicted model, not a curated record. Gene Ontology annotation, biological process: regulation of transcription by RNA polymerase II. Lineage: Eukaryota; Metazoa; Arthropoda; Insecta; Hymenoptera; Formicidae. Gene Ontology annotation, cellular component: nucleus.